GUGGCAUCCAUUCUACUUUCAUUGUAGUACAGUUCCAUGAGCAUUUCCUCAGCAGAAUUUAGGAAUAAAAUAACGAUACAGAAAGUAUAAGAAAUUUAGUAUUUUCAAGUUAUUACAUUUAUUAAGUUAAAUGGCUACUCUCGAGGAUAAAUCUAUUUGGGAAGAUGGAGAGGAGUUUUUUCUGGCAGAUGUGUCAAGAAUGUCUGUUGAUGAAAUUGUGUCUCGUACACGUUUGUUAGACAAUGAAAUAAAAAUUAUGAAGAGCGAGGUCAUGCGCAUUUCUCAUGAACUGCAAGCACAAAAUGACAAGAUCAAAGAAAAUACUGAAAAAAUAAAAGUAAAUAAGACAUUACCUUACCUGGUAUCCAAUGUCAUAGAGUUAUUGGAUGUAGAUCCCCAGGAUAUGGGAGAAGAGGAUGGCGCAGUUGUGGACUUGGAUGCACAACGGAAAGGGAAAUGUGCAGUUAUUAAAACCUCUACAAGACAGACAUAUUUUCUUCCUGUAAUAGGUUUGGUUGAUGCUGAAGCUUUAAGACCAGGUGAUUUGGUAGGUGUUAACAAGGACAGUUAUUUAGUCCUGGAAACAUUACCAGCUGAAUAUGAUGCAAGAGUCAAAGCUAUGGAGGUGGAUGAAAGGCCAACAGAACAAUACUCUGACAUUGGUGGCUUAGAUAAACAAAUUCAGGAACUGAUAGAAGCUGUCGUCUUACCUAUGACACAUAAAGCAAAAUUCGAGACUCUUGGUAUUCAACCCCCCAAAGGUGUACUUUUGUAUGGACCACCAGGAACUGGGAAGACUUUGUUAGCCAGAGCUUGUGCUGCUCAGACAAAAUCAACUUUUCUUAAGCUAGCUGGUCCACAAUUGGUCCAAAUGUUUAUUGGAGAUGGCGCAAAGUUAGUAAGAGAUGCAUUCUCACUCGCAAAAGAAAAAGCACCAGCAAUUAUUUUUAUUGAUGAGUUAGAUGCAAUUGGUACAAAGAGAUUUGAUUCUGAAAAAGCUGGUGAUAGAGAAGUACAACGUACUAUGUUAGAGUUGUUGAAUCAACUAGAUGGAUUCAGUUCAAAUACAGAUAUUAAAGUGAUAGCAGCUACAAAUAGAGUAGAUAUCUUAGAUCCAGCUUUGUUGAGAUCCGGUCGUUUGGACAGAAAGAUAGAAUUCCCACAUCCUAAUGAAGAAGCCAGGGCACGUAUAAUGCAGAUUCAUUCCAGAAAAAUGAACAUGUCUCCAGAUGUGAAUUUCGAAGAAUUAUCACGAUCUACCGAUGAUUUUAAUGGUGCUCAAUGCAAAGCUGUUUGCGUAGAAGCGGGUAUGAUAGCAUUGAGACGUAACGCAACCGCAGUUACACAUGAAGAUUUAAUGGAAGCCAUCAAUGAAGUUCAGGCAAAGAAGAAAGCUAAUCUCAAUUAUUAUGCUUAAUAUAAUUAUGAUAUAAUAAUUAUAUAUAACUUAUUUAAUGAGAUACUUUCUGUAAUGAAUAAAUACAGAGAUUAUAAAAUGGCAAAAAUUUCAUAUACAUAUAAAAUGACUGUAUGAUGUUUGUAAAGUAAUUAGGAUAAUAUAAAUAUAUUAAAUCGUAUAAAAAGUAAA
Megalopta genalis is the source of this 1588-nucleotide messenger RNA. RefSeq names its product 26S proteasome regulatory subunit Rpt5 (gene Rpt5). NCBI's taxonomy places the organism in Eukaryota, Metazoa, Arthropoda, Insecta, Hymenoptera, Halictidae. Gene Ontology annotation, molecular function: ATP binding; ATP hydrolysis activity. The record is from RefSeq and is a predicted model, not a curated record.